Messenger RNA from Halichondria panicea, 1263 nucleotides. RefSeq lists its product as uncharacterized. The transcript is spliced from 5 exons. The coding region runs from base 33 to 926 and encodes 297 amino acids. The record is from RefSeq and is a predicted model, not a curated record. NCBI's taxonomy places the organism in Eukaryota, Metazoa, Porifera, Demospongiae, Suberitida, Halichondriidae.
AGGGGACCUAUACCACUUCUGAAGUGCUUGAGAUGGAAAUAAGUGAAAGUGAUUUCAGUGAAGAGGAGUAUCCAUCAAAGAGGUUGUCCUUAUCUUCUCCAAAAAAGGCUCGAACAGCUUCAAAUAGUGAAGAUGAUCGAGGAAUCACUAUCAUUCGAGGUAGAAAUUACUCUCUCUCACCUCACAAAUCACCCAUCAAGCGCAAGACAACGCUUGCAAGUAAGACUUCGAAACAUGUCAUAUCUUUUGAAGUAGACGAGCAACAUGAAGGUCGUACAAAAAAGAGAGAGAACAAGGGAAAGAGCUCAACUUUAGCGAAGAAAGCAGAGCUGGUCGAUUGCUAUGGAUCCGAAGCUGAUAGUCGAGUGAGAAAGAACGAAAGGAGUAGAGUGACCAAGACCCAACCCAAGAAAGAAGCCAGUCUAACAAAGGAGGUGGUCUUCAGUUCAUCCGAGAGAGGGAAGUGGCAGCCCAUUCCACAAGAGAUGCUCACACUGCUCAACAACAUUGUCAUGGCUGCUCUGGAACAAAGUACUGGAGAUCUGAGGGGAGCAACUAAAAGACAGGCAGAGCAGCAAAUCCAGCGGGUCAUUAGAGAGGUGAAUGCUGAGCUGAAGGUUUCCAUGGCUCCAAGAUCAAAGCAGCCCAAAAUGACCAGUAAAGCUAUGGAAACUGUAAACACGCUCAAAGCCGAGUGUGUGGCACUAGUGCAGAGAAAUGGUGAACUUGAAGAGAGACUUGCAGAGAGAACAAGGGUUAUUGAUGAGCUCAAGACAAGAACAGAUCAGUUGCAGGGCUCAGUCAAGCAACGCCCUGAGGCUGCACACCAGUCCACCGGGGCUGGUGACACUGGACGCAGGGAAACAGAGGUUUUCAGAGAAAGGAACAAUUUUCAAGAGUACAUUUCAAAGCUACUGGACUCCUAACCUUGCAUGUAGAUCUCUCAUUAUGUCUCGGUGCACCAGAGGCAGACGAUAGUGUGUUUGUGUGUGUGCAUGUUUAUAGAUCUAUCUAUGUACGCCCUCGUGCUUUGGGACACUAUAACACAUAGAUAUACCUUAUCUAGAUCCUGCUUUUCAUUGGCUAUGCAGGUGUAGGUUCUGCUCGUAUAGGCUCUAUAGCCAUGGAUUUGGAAAUCAAGCUUAUUUCUCUAUUAUUAUAGUUUUGCUUACUUUGAAGGCCAUUGCAGUCUCGUUGACUGUAUAGCAACAUGCACUAGAAUUUUUGUUGGAGCUGUAUUGCUUGUGUUGACACAUAGUUGGC